This is a messenger RNA of Closterium sp. Naga37s-1, 1608 nucleotides long. NCBI's taxonomy places the organism in Eukaryota, Viridiplantae, Streptophyta, Zygnematophyceae, Desmidiales, Closteriaceae. The record is from the annotation of a GenBank genome assembly.
AUGCGCGGCAUCUGCCACUCCUCCACGCUGCUUGCCCUCGGGCCCUGCCUCCUGUUGUUGGGUGGUUCCUGCAGCUCCGCCUGCUGCACGCCGGGAGGGGGCGUGUGCGGCCCAUCGAGGGCCGUGUGGCGUUACAACGUGGUAACCGGCAAGGCGAGGCGGCUAGCGGACAUGACAUGGCCUCGCUUCAACUUCGCUGCUGCCGUGCUGCCCUCCUCCGGCCGCAUCAUAGUGGCCGGCGGCACUGGCACCACCACCACCAUCACCACCACCACCAUCGCCGCUGGUGCUACUACUGAUGCUGCACACACUGCCCUGAGUACCGAUGGUGGCAGCAGCGAUGGCAGUGGGGGGGAGGCGAGGGAGUGGGCAGUGGUGGGCGACGACGCUCUGCAGGCAGCAGAGCUGUACGAUCCCACCACCAACCGCUGGCUGCCCCUGCCCGCCCUGCCCCACCCCACUCGCUCCGCGCAGGGCCUUGUGCUGGCGGAUGAAAGCUUCUGGGUGGUUUCCACCUCGUCCCUCUGCGCCACGCGGACACUGUCUGCUCAGGUGCUGGACGCGCCUGCACUGGCUGCUGCUGUUGCUGCUGUAUUGGGGGGAACGGAACGGGGCAGGAGGAGGAGUAAGGAAGGCAGGGGGGGAAGGCGGGAGCAGCAUGGGGCAGGGGAUGUGAGCGGGGGUAGGGCGAGUGGUGAGGAUGAGAGAGUAGGCAGUGGGACACAUACGUGGGGUUGCACGUCCCCCCCGUCUGCAUGGCGUGUGGUGCCGAGCAUGUCACCAAGCACCGUGGCAGGGCUGGUGGCCACACGCCUGACCACAGCCAAUGGGCACCUUGUUCUCACCAACCACGUGGCACCCAUGUGCCACCACGUGCUACAGUACCUGCCUCAUACCAACUCCUGGCGCGACGCUGGGAGGCUUCCUGUGUGCAGGUUCCGGGGGUUUGGGGUUGUGGGGGUGAAUGGGAAGCUGCUGGUGGAAGGGGGCGUGGAGGCGGCUACGGUUGAUGGAGCAGUGGGGUUGGAUCCUGGCAGGUUCCUGCAGCGCACACCGUAUGUGAAUGCCUUCCAGCCUAGGCUGUGGGGCGUGCAGGAGGGGCAGGAGGUGAGGCAUGAGCGGGACAGCGGAAGGGGGGACAACUGUGCGAGAAGCAGUGGAGGAGAUGGAAGGGGACAUGGGUUUAGGCAUGGAGGUGAUGAGGCGCAAGGAGGCAUGGACGGUCAUGGUGAAGUGGCAGUGGGGCUUCGUGCUGACCCGGCAAUGGGGCUUCUGGGGAGGGGAAUGGCUGAGAACGAGACGAGCAGGCAGAGUGUCAGCCACCCGAACCAAGGGGACAUUGGCGGAGCAGAUGGGCCUGUGUGUAGAAGUGAAGCGGGGCAAGCGGGUAUCAGAGAGAAUGCUAGUACCAACAUGCAUGCACCUGCACAUGAGCAGCAGGGGAAUGGAAUAUCAGCACCUGGGGGUGGGCAUGGAGACGGAGAGGGUGUGGAAGGUAGUGCAGGAAGUGAGGUUGUGUUGCAGGAGGCAGUGUGGAGGCCUGUGCGGCCGUUUGGCAAUGCGGGUGUUCCUCGCGUGUGCCAGUGGUGCAUAGUGUCCACGCUUUAG